AUGCCAUUCCCAAGCCUAAUGCCACAAAGACUGACCAUGGAAGGUAUGAUCGAAAACUCGAACAUUGUCCUGGACCACGCUGCCACGGUGGACCGCAAUGGAUCAAUGGCUACGCUGUUUCAACGAGCCAAAGGAAUCAUGAUGAUUUCCGUAGUAGAGAGUGCCGUCAUUCUAUCUGGGGCAGCAGGUACUGGUAUUUGCAUGGUCAAGGACGAAGCCACUGGAAAGUGGAGCGCCCCUUGCUCUUGUGGUUUGGCUGCUACCGGAUAUGGGAUCGGGUUCGGAGCACAGGUGAAAAAUAUGAUCAUUUUUGCCUUUGACGAAAAGAGCGUACAUUCCUUUACAAGCAAGACUGGAUUGAAGGUGAAUGCCGGUACUCAAGCGACAUUGGGAACUUAUGGUUGUGGUGCAGGUGCCAAUCUCAAUGUUUCCGCCAGUGGAAUUGGUGCUGAUGGAAGCGUUGCCAACUACAGGACGGGCGGUACCGCAACCAUCUGCUUUACCAAGGGGGCCUUUGCGUGUGCAGCCGUCUCGGGAGCAGUGGUAGGACCCAGAGAUCAUGUCAAUCAUGGAUUCUACGGAAAGAAAGAUUUGACCGCUCAACAAAUUCUCUUUGGCGGAACAGACGUCCACGAGUUGCUACCAAAGGACAAGCAAACAGCUGCCUUGGAAGGCCUUUACGAAAAGCUUGCCUUGUUUUCCAAGGGCCACGUCCACAAGGUCAAUCCUGAAAACUUUGAAGAAACUGCUGGAGACGUACCAGUUGCCAGCAUCAACAUGAUUGAAAACGUAGCCAAUGAGGUUGUCGAACAAUUGGAUGACAGACCACCCCAACCCGCAGCAAUUGAGGUUUCCAGUUAA
Messenger RNA from Cylindrotheca closterium, 861 nucleotides. The record is from the annotation of a GenBank genome assembly. NCBI's taxonomy places the organism in Eukaryota, Bacillariophyta, Bacillariophyceae, Bacillariales, Bacillariaceae.